AAUAAUGAUCUCGAGAUGGACGACCGCGAGGAGAUCCGCCCCGAGCCCGGGUUCGUCGUGAAGACGAUCGACGACGCGGGGAGGAAAAUCUUCGUCAACCUCCCACCCGACGUGGAGACCGCGCUCGCGAACUUGGACGACCCGACGCAGACGCAAAAGCUGCGGUUCCCUCUGAGCGUCUCCGAGGGGCGGAACGAGCUCGACAAGUCCGGCGCGCCGUGCACGGUGUACGACGCGGUGUUCAACGACGACGUCGUGAAGCAAGCGAUCGCGUUCCGCAGGCUCAAGGUGUUCCUCGUGGAGCUGUGUCUGCAGUGGGUGUCGCAAAAGUAC
Messenger RNA from Micromonas pusilla CCMP1545, 333 nucleotides. RefSeq lists its product as uncharacterized. The transcript has 2 exons. Gene Ontology annotation, cellular component: cytoplasm. The annotation marks the transcript as partial. Lineage: Eukaryota; Viridiplantae; Chlorophyta; Mamiellophyceae; Mamiellales; Mamiellaceae. The record is from RefSeq and is a predicted model, not a curated record.